CUCUUUCGAGAGUUAGAAAAUAUGUUUCAUACAAAAUGGUUCGAGCAGUUUCACUGUAAUUCCAACGUAAAAUUGAACGAACGAAUGAAAAAAAAAGAGAUGCAUCUUCGCGAAAGAAAGAAACUUACUUUAUUAUACAGCACUUUACAAACUGCCUAGUAAUAGAUCGAUUAAAGGAAAAGUAUGUAAUGAAAUUGACAUUUUUUUGAAGAGCUGGUGAUCACAUGACACUAUUCGUUAGCAAUCAAGCGUUCUUAGUAAUGUAAUUAUUUAAUAACUUUAGUUAUCAUCAAACGGCUUGCACCAUCUAGUGGUUUUUUGAGUAACUGGUCUUAUCAGAAAAGUAAAGCGUCACUUUGAUAUUCAACAAAUCAUUUUAAUCUUUUUGUACUGUUCCUUUUCUUCUUUUUUUUUUUUUUGGAAAUGAUAUCUUUCUUCGUUAUAUGUUUCUUUUAAUUCUUUGCAAACCGGUCUUUCUUGUAUAACGAUGAAAGAUCACUUGAACAUUUUUCGCUAACUCAUAAAACGAAGGUUCUGUUACUAUACACCCCUGAGAGGGUGCUUGGCAACCGGAAAUAUCAACAAGAAAGAAUAACGGUGCCGCACGUACAGCUAGUAGAGCUAUAUAGGGUGGCAGAUGUAUUUCUCAAAUGUCGCCGCUGAACCUCAUCGACAGUUACAUUGGGAAAGUGUUUUCCUCUCCGUGGAUCCUAAAGAUCAUCUACGUGGACGGUGAGAAAGACACGGAUGUGAACGUUGCCAACUUCCGGAAAAAUCUCGGAUCCAUUGAGCGUAACUUUCUAUAAAUGAUUAAUAAAUAGUUGUAAUUAUUGAAAAAUAAAGCUCCAUAAUGGCGCAUAAACCGCAACAUAUACCGGACGAGAUAGAACUUGAGACGAUAGCUAUAGCUGAACUUUCAAGAUUGAAAAGGCAGUAUAGGAUAAUGGAAAAUGAUCGAGGUGCUUGUACAGAGGAUGCAAAAUUACAACUGCACAAUCAAAUGAACAUGAUUAAUCGCUUGGAGUACGAAAAGGCAGAACUCGUUCUUCGUAUUAAAACUGCAACUUCGAAAACGUUUGUUCGUAAAGAUGAGGAAAUGGAAGAAAAAUUAAAGUGUAUGUUAACAACGCAAGCAAAAUAUGACGAGAUGAUAAAGACGGAGAAGGAGGAAAUAGCAGAGCUCGAUAAUGAAAUUCGCAAGUUAUCAAAAGAGGUUGAAAUGUUCAAAACAAAAAUUAAGACAGACACGCAACUAAAAGAAAUAUCUUUACAACAAAGUAAAAUGGUUUGUAUAUUGGAAAAUCGGCUUGAAGUAGCAACGAAAAGGUUCAAUAUUGUAGUUGCUCAAAACAAAAAGCUUCGAGAAGAAAUCGAAAAUAUGCUGAAGGAAAGAUCGCAGUUCACAAUACUUUGGAAUAAGUUAAUUAAUCAAUUAAACGCCGGAAAACAAAUUAUCAAUGAUUUAAUAGAGCAAGCUACCAUCGCGUUCAAUCAAAGGGACGAAGAAUUGAACAAGAUUCAAGCUCUUCGUGAGAGGGGACUAAGAGAUCUAAAGGCUCACGUGUCAGAAAUGUGCGAAUUACAAAGGACAAUGGACAAUGAAAUGAAAUUGCAAGAAUUUCUUGGUGUAAAAGGACAAUAUCGCGAAAUGGGUGAUUUGAAUGCAAAACGUGCAGCUGAAAGGAAAGCGAAAAUGGAAGAGAAACAAGAUAAGAUCGAGAAUUAUAAAAAUAUCUUACAAUUGAUUAAAGAAUUCACCGGCGUGCACGAUGUCGAUAAGCUCAUAGCGCACUUUAUCAAGCAAGAAGAAGAAAACUUUGCUUUAUUCAGUUAUGUGAACGAAUUAAACGAUGAACUGGAAGGUCUCCAGUCGAGGAUGGCUCAAUUGUCAAUAGCUAUACAAGACGCACGAAUUAUGAACGAAGUUACUGAUCAAAAACAGGCCGAAACAUUGGAGAAACUCAAACGAGAACUUGAAGAACAAACCGCUCUCGCUGAUGCGGCUGAAGAAAAUCUGAUACAGUGUGACGACGUAAUAGAGAAAUUGUUAAAAGGAAUAGAUUCUCUCUUUAAAGCAAUUCGUUGUGACAAUUCUCCGAUCUUGCAACUGUUAGGUGAUAAUGAACAGAUAACAACGUGCAAUGUCAUGCUAUACUUAGAAAUCAUUGAAAAACGUAUUACUCAGAUGUUCCACAAAGUAUAUUGGCUAGAUAAAGCUACCAGAACGCAACAAUUGCGACUUGACGAAGAGAGAAGACCCAGAUUGAAAGUGCCUCCUAUUGAAUAUAUUGCCCCUACUCAACCCUGUGCCUUAUGUAUCGAAAAAGAAGAAUUACAGAUCGUAUCCGAAGGUUUGGAACAUCCAUUAACGCGCGAUGAAGCUACUAAAAAGUUAAAACAAAGACUCGAAGAAGAUUACUCGGAACUCCUGCAUAAUAUAUCUGGUUGUCAUUUACCGGCAGCUAGAAAAAUCAUACAGAAACGAUAUCAAUAA
Bombus pyrosoma is the source of this 2494-nucleotide messenger RNA. RefSeq names its product coiled-coil domain-containing protein 63-like. The transcript has 7 exons. The coding region runs from base 851 to 2494 and encodes 547 amino acids. Lineage: Eukaryota; Metazoa; Arthropoda; Insecta; Hymenoptera; Apidae. The record is from RefSeq and is a predicted model, not a curated record.